AUGGAUCCAGCACCGGACCCCUCGAACAAGGCCACGACGACUUCGUUCCGGGAUGCGCUUGCAUUAGGGUUGCCCUUGUCGAGCAAAGGCGCGACGCAUGCGGCAUCGUUGCCCAGAGGCGUACGUAAUACUUUGAGCUCAGCGCCGAACGAACGAAAUGGCCGGCAUCGCGCGUCGUAACCACCCCAUCGGCAGGCCGGGAUGAGACUCCCUGGAGGUGGUUACAAGAGCAGCCGGCUGAUCAUGAUGGGUUUGUUCAUCCACAGCAAUCGUGCCUCGCAUGUAGGAGACGCAAGGCAAGUCUGCGAUCACAGUCACCCGGGACACGCUUCAGCGCCGUACUCGCCGAUCGAUCUACCGCGCUUGGAUCCGGCCCACGGUGUUGGCUGAGGUCGCAGCGAUCGAUCGGGAUUCCAACUACCAAGCUAACUUAGCUGGCCCUUUGACACUUUACGCAGGUCAAGUGUGAUGGAGUGAGACCGGUGUGUGGGGGAUGCACUCGUUCGGCGCUUGCCCACGGCGAGUGAGUUAAUUCGGGAUACCGAUACCCCUGAAGAGAGCCUUCGGCGCGUUGGGUCGGACGCUGAUUCUUUGCUCGACAACUUGCGCUGCUGCGCGCACUUACAGAGACCCCAACACAUUCGCAUGCCCUUAUGACGAUUCGGAAAAGCCGCCGACCAAACGCAAGAGGCCCGCGAGCUCUACAGCACCGAUCGCUCUGGAACCGGUAUAUCCUUCGCCCCCGGCUUCGGCGGGACCGACGCCACGCGAGAGAGAGCUCGAGAGACAGCUCGGUUAGUCGAGCACGAAGGCUCGGUAACUAUUAGGAACGCUAUGCUUACCCUAAAACAACGAUUUGAACAGCUAUCCUGGAAGCCAAAUUGGCCGCGGCGACUUCGCCUUCAGGAUCGGGCUCGUCAUUCAGCUCCGUCCACGUCUCCACGGCCUCAGGCUCGUUCAGCAACUCGCCCUCGACCAUGGGUUUGCUAGGCACCGGCAGCAACAUCACGUCGCCAGAAACAAGUCUAGACUAUCUGCUGCAAGCCACGACAAGUCAGCAACCGAUGCUCUCGACGAUCACCUCCGGCUUCUCGUCCACGGAGCGACUCUUUUCGCCGUAUACGUCCGACCCAAGCCCAACCGUCCCGGUCUCGGAUGACUCGUACCUCCUUCAGCUCUUGUACCCCGGAUGGCCUGUCGAUCUCCCCAGUCCUGGUUUGGUCAACCGACUUCUGGACGUCUUUUUCACCAAAUCGCACGUCUUCAAGGAGAUGGUCAACAAAGAUCGGUUUAUGGCCUCGAUGAUUUUGCCUCCGUCGCACCAUGGCUUCCCGCAUCGCUCGAUCCUCCAUGCCAUCCUCGCUUGUACGGUCAAGAUGGUUAGCGACGAUUUCUACGGGCACGAGCACGGGUAUUGGCUGCGUCGUCAGGACGGGGUGGCGCAGGAGGUGUCGCCGGCGGAUUAUCAUGCGCAGCAAGCGAAGGCCGCGGUGGAUGAGUCCGUACGCAAGGGGCAGGUCUUGUUUCAUGUCCAGCAGGCGAUGGCCUUGCUCUGCUACUAUUGCUACACCUCGGCUCGCUUCAUCGAAGUUUGGCUCGGAUGUGGUCUUUCAACUCGAUUGACCGGUCCGCUCGGCCUCUCCCAUCUACGGUCGAAAGCGCAACAAGAACUCGAGGAACUGCACGGCAUCGCGCGCAACAUGAUGACCAACAAGAAAACGAGCUUUCUACCGCCAAUCAAGGACGAUGAAGAAUACUUUGAGCGUUCGGUGACGUUUUGGCUCACCGUUUGUGCGGAUCGGUUCGCGAGCGCGUCGACGAAUUGGCCGGUUUCGUUGGACGAAUCGGAUAUUACGUCAUUGUUGCCGUGUAGGGAUCCUUCUUUAGAUGUGAGUCCAAGGAUCACCGGAUUAUUGCGAUUGUGGUGACAUACUCUCAUGGAUGGUUACGGCUUCCUCCAGACCACCAUUCCCAACCAGUCACCUCUGUCCAUCAAAAAGUGAGUCGUGCUGCUGGAGAUCCUUUCAGACGACCUUCGCUCAUCUUUGUACUUCCACACGCCUUUACAGUCCCAACUUCUUCACCUUCCACCCACCACACCUCGUUGGACCUUUACAACUCUACAUUAAGUCCGUCCUCCUGCUCGGGCGCGUGGUGACGUACAUGCAACGCGAAGGCGCAAGAGACCGUUACCCCCCCCCGAAAUCGACAUCCGCACGACCGCGGCCUUCCGCAAACUCGAGAACGACGCCGUCCAGUUCCGUAUGUCGAUCCCCAAGGAAUACCAACAAUCGGAUGCGCCGAACGUACAGGGUCAGUCGACGCCGGUCGAUAAUCGUAUCUGUGUGAUCCAUGCGAUGCCCCACGUCGCGACGAUCAUCAUGCACGAGCCUCUGGUGGCGAUGCAGGACAACGACCCCUCCUUCGCGAAAUGUCUAGCGUCGGCGAGGUCCAUCCUCGCGUCCGUUUACAACCUCUGGUCCACUUCUUUCGACAUCGGUUUACUAGCACCUUUCAUCAACCUCGCUUGGUCCGUCGCCGGACGAACGCUCGUGCGUGAGAUAGCCUUCAAGCAAGCCCUGCACCCGAACUCGAAUACGAGCCAACUCGUCGCGGACGUGCAAGUCAUCCUAGCAGCCAUGCGAGCGUUCAAAACACCCCUCGGUACAGCCGUCGCGCAUAUUUUGCAGAGGUUGUUGGAUAACCCGCCUUCGGCUUUGCCCAACGCGGAUAUGUCUUGUGGUCACGUUUCUAAACACCAGGAGCAAACGAUGAUGUGUGGUGCCCCCAUCGGAGGAGCAGGAGCAGCAAGAGGAGGGAGCGAUGAAGCUUCUUACACAGGUCUCUCACCGAGCCCGGCAAUGACAAGUCUUCAAAGCGUUUCACCCAAUGGUGAAUCACCCCUUGGUGGCAACGGAAGUCAUCGGACCUCUGGGUCCAGUUCGGGCGUCUCCCCAGUUUCGAAUACGGCUUUCGACCUCCCUACGACACCGAUGAAUUCGAUGGACCCGAUAGGCAAUUUCUUUGAAGGGAAUGGGGACGAGGCGAGGAAGAUGAAGAUGAAGGAGAUGCAGGAUACUUUAGGAAAAUUCGUCGAGGUCGCGGGUUUGAAUGGGGAUUCGUUCGGGACGGGAUGGAAGUGA
Microbotryum saponariae is the source of this 3143-nucleotide messenger RNA. NCBI's taxonomy places the organism in Eukaryota, Fungi, Basidiomycota, Microbotryomycetes, Microbotryales, Microbotryaceae. The record is from the annotation of a GenBank genome assembly.